ACAAAUCCCAACCCCUUUUUUCCCUCCCCUUCUCACCACCGCCGCUCACCUCACCAGUCAGCACUCCCACACAGUACCCACUCUUUCUCUCUCCACCUUUUCACGCCCGUUGCUUGCUCCCCCACGCUCCUCCCUCCUCUCCUCUCCUCUCUCUCUCUCUCUCUCUCUCUCUCUUCCGCUCCGCUGCCUUUCUCUCACUUCGCCGCCACUCCCCACUCUCUCUCUCUUCUAUCUCUCUAUCUCUCCACUCCUUACAGCUAGAUUCUAGAAGCCAACAAAAACAGACGGGGGCAGAGCGCAGAGGGGAGAAUCGUGCUCCGGGAAAGCAAACCUCAGAGAAUCCACACCUCUCCCCCCCUCUCUCUCUCUCUCUAGAUCUACGCAAGCCGCCUCGGUAUCCGCGAUCGCCGCCGCCGCGGCUGCUGAUGCGUCCGUGCUGCUCCGCGGAGGUGGUGCUGCGCUGCUAGCUGGUCGUCCGAGAGUCCGUCCGGGCCCCGACAGAGCGAUGGGGGCGGCGCCGGUCCUCGUCCUGCUGCUGAUCGCUGCGGCUGCCGCAUUGCCGCGGCGGGCGCGCGCGGUCACCGACGCCGGCGACGUUUCUGCUAUAAAUGGACUUUAUGUUGCACUUGGAUCACCAAAGCUGCCUGGAUGGUCUGCUAGUGGUGGAGAUCCCUGUGGUGAGAGCUGGCAGGGUGUCACAUGUACUGGCUCAAGUAUAACCUCAAUAGUUUUCAAUGCUGCAAAUUUGGGAGGACAGCUAGGCAGCCUCGGGAACUUCGCUUCAAUAACUGAAAUAAAUCUUAGCAACAACAAUAUCGGUGGAACCAUACCGGAAGAUCUACCUGUCACACUGCAGAAUCUGUUUCUCUCAGAUAACCAACUAACUGGAAGCAUUCCAAUGUCAUUAUCAAAACUCCAUAGUCUAACAGCCAUGUCACUGAAUGAUAACCAUCUAGAUGGAAAACUACCAGAUGCAUUUGAUUCCCUCACGGGACUUGUAAAUCUGGAUAUUUCUUCCAACAACUUCAGUGGUUCAUUACCACCUUCAUUGGGAAGCUUGACAUCACUGACUACAUUGCACAUGCAAGAUAAUAAACUAUCUGGGACCCUUAAUGUCUUGCAGGAUCUCCCCCUCAAAGAUUUAAAUGUAGAGAAUAAUAUGUUUUCUGGACCAGUUCCUCCGAAGCUGCUGAACAUACCAAACUUCAAAAAUGAUGGGAAUCCUUUUAAUACCAGCAUAGCUCCCUCUACCUCACCCUCUUCAACUCCUACAGGCUCUACACCAACACAAACACCAUCGUCCUCUUCAUCCCCUUCAGGAUCUCCUCCACCAUCUAGUGCAGCAUCAAACUCUUCUAGUGGAUCUACUGCUCGAAAUAGCAAUUCUCCAUCAUCCAAGAAGAGCAAGUCUUCAACCCUCAGAACUGUUGGAUAUGUUCUUCUUGCUAUUGUGCUAUUCAUAGUUCUAGUUCUGUUGGUAAUCUUUUGCCUGUCCAAGUAUCAAGAAAGACAGUCUAGACGUGAUUAUUCCGCGGCUCAAUUAGGUAGGGUGCAUCAGAGGAUUGAGGAGCCAAAAAGCAAGCAAGCUUCGGUGCAGUCUAAACAUGAAGCCAAAAAAGGUUCAUCUGAGGUUCCUGAAAGAAAGAAGCCCCGUGAAAUAAAUUUAGCUGUACCAGUUGCCCUUGAGAAGCCUCCUGACAAGAGAAAAGAGCAUGUAAUUAAUUUGGAGCGAACAGAAUCAGAGAUCUUUGCUGCAGCACCUCCUCCACCUCCACCUCCACCUCCACCUCCGCCUCCUCCACCUCCACCACCACCGCCCCCAACACCGCCACCUCCACCUCCACGACCGCCAUCGCCACCUCCCGUUGAAAAAGUAACUGUAAAUCCCAUUGUACGUUCAGAAAAAAGAGUUAGCACCCCGCCAAGGACUGGUCCCUCGACAUCUGCAACAUCCUUUUCUGUGGCAUCACUUCAGCAAUAUACAAAUAGUUUUCAAGAGCAAAAUUUGAUAAGGGAGAGUAGAUUGGGAAAAGUGUAUCUGGCAGAACUUCCUGGAGGCAAAUUACUGGAAGUUAUGAAGAUUGAUAAUGCUAAUGGAAGAAUACCAGUAGAUGACUUUCUAGAGUUGGUUGCUCGUAUAUCAGAUAUUAGACACCCUAACAUUCUUGAAUUAGUUGGAUAUUGUGCUGAGUAUGAACAGCGAUUACUUGUGUAUAACCACUUCAGUAGAAAAACAUUACAUGAUGUACUACAUGAAGGGGAGGAUCUAGAUGAACCAUUAUCCUGGAAUGCUCGCCUCCAGAUUGCUCUUCAUGCAGCAAAAGCCUUAGAGUAUCUCCAUGACACCUGUGAACCUCCUGUAGUACACCAGAAUUUUGAACCAUCCAACGUGCUCCUCGACAAUAGAUGCUCAGUACGUGUUGCUGAAUGUGGGCUGGCAGAAUUGACGGCAUCUGGUUCUGUUACACAGCUCUCAGGUCGUAUGCGAGCUCUACUCAAUUACGAAGCACCUGAAAUCCAUGAGUCUGAGCCUUUUACUCAUCGAAGCGACGUAUAUAGUUUCGGUGUGGUGAUGCUAGAACUUCUUACUGGUCGUAAGCCAUAUGACAGCUCUCGUCCACGUGCUGAACAGCAUCUUGUUAGAUGGGCUGAUUCUCAGUUUCAUGACAUGGAGUCCCUGUCAAAGAUGGUUGAUCCUUCUAUCCAAGGAGAGUGUUCCAUGAUACUGUUGUCACGUUUUGCAGACAUCAUCAGUGGGUGUAUUCGGCCGGAACCAGAACUCAGGCCAGCAAUGUCUCAAAUCGUCCAAGACCUAGCUAGGAUUGUAGGUGCUAGUGGUGAGGUAUCAGAGUGACAAAUAAAGGAGGAACAGUAGACAUCCAGCUUGUCAGUCGUGUGGCCAGUGAAGACUCCUACAUCCUUAGCGCAGUGCCAGGGGUACUCUAUCUGCAUUUAUAUUGGACGAGAUUGCGGCUAGUGUAUAUGCCAUUUUGGAGCCUCAUUUAUUCUGGAAAGAUGUAGUGGUACUGUGGUAGUAUUGCGCAACCAGUGAGAUAUGGCUUCGCAUUGUUGCUGAGCAGAUUCCCGUGCUCCUCUUGACAUGAUAAUUUCACCUGUAGGCAGUAUUUCUUGUAACUAAUUCUAAUUUUAUUAUUUUAUUACAGUAUAGCUAGUCAUGUUAAAUAUGAUGCAUGUCUUGAGACUCAUGUUUCUCCGGAAUAAAAACUGCCUUGCUAACUCCAUAUGGUUUGUUAAUCUUAGAAGUCUACUGUCAUUGGGAUUCUUUUCAGAGGCAAAGAGGCCUUCCCUCUUGACAUGGACAUGAUCAUCGUAUUGACCUGGUGUCUUCUGCCGACCUGUACAUGAAGAUUCUCCUCCUUGAAGCGAAAACACCUCUGCUACUGCUAGGUAUGCAUUGUGUGCUUGGUUACUGUCUUUUCUUCGUGUGAUUUCUUCAAGACCUAGAAUAAAUUAGGACAAUAUUGAACUAUGCUGAUUGGGAUUAGAUAAACUUUUGUAUUGAUCUGUUCUUAAUUGAUAGAUGGCACCCUGUGGUUGAUUGCAAGUUUGAUCUGUCAUGGUGCCUUGUAGCAUGUACUGUCAUGUUCUGGAUUUCUGGCUGGCUGCUUUCUUCUUUUUCCCCCCAGCUUACAGUGCUAACAGCAAAGUCGAUUCUAGAGCCCAGGAGUAUAUUUUGGCUUACAUUUUUGUAUGCUUGAUUGAACUGACAGUAUAUCAUCUUGUCUUUUGGCAGAGCAAAAGCUUUGUAUAUCACAAAACUGCGAAAGUUUGCCCUGCUUCCUAUCUUGUUGGGGAAAUUUUUGAUGGUGUACUGGUAUAUGCUUGAUAUAAUAGUAGAGCACCUUUUGCAUUUUAGAAAAACAAAAGGUUAUAUCUCAAAACUGUGAAAGCGCUGCCCUGUUUCCUGUCUUUUGGGGGGAAAUUGUUUGACGGCCAAACUUUUUUUUUACUGUGGACUUGUGGCUGCUUGAGACGGACCACCUUUUAGUAAGAUGACUUGUUUGAACUUUGAACACAAUUUGAA
Messenger RNA from Sorghum bicolor (sorghum), 4045 nucleotides. RefSeq names its product protein STRUBBELIG-RECEPTOR FAMILY 3. The record is from RefSeq and is a predicted model, not a curated record. Gene Ontology annotation, molecular function: ATP binding; protein binding; protein kinase activity. Gene Ontology annotation, biological process: protein phosphorylation. The transcript has 17 exons. Lineage: Eukaryota; Viridiplantae; Streptophyta; Magnoliopsida; Poales; Poaceae. Bases 506 to 2854 code for a protein of 782 amino acids.